AAGGAGUCGGUUCUAAGAGCCGGGUCGUCCGGGAUCAGACCUCUGUAAGACUCUCACCACCAAGCAGCUGAGGUUUUGUUCACCAUGUUGGAGCAACUGUUCGGCGUAGUUACCGUGUGACCGACACUUUAACCAUGUCAGCGGCUCCACCGGAGCAGCGAGGGCCCCGAGAGUAGCGCGUCAGCCGGGGGAGCGUCCUCCUCCCUGCAGCAGGCUCACCGACACUCGGAGACACGGACACGGACGGAGGGACGGACUGGUGUUUUGAUUUGAGGAUAACACGGACACAGAUUAGCUCCAAGCUGUCAGCUGAGCACCGCCGUCUCCGGUCCAGCUCCUGGCAGCAGCAGGAGAACUGAUCCCGCAUUAACAGGAUUCACUUUUUCCCCGCACUGUUUAAGCCUCUCUGGAGGUGUUUCCAUCCCGGGGGAGGACACACACCGAACACCGGGCUGCUGUCGAUGGGGGAUAGAAGUAGUCUCCUCGAGUAUCUCUCCCGUGUUGUGGGUCAUGCUGGAAGCUCCGUGUGUGUCCGGCUGAUGGGGGUGAGUGUGCGGCGGGCGCUCGGCUCGGAGUCUCGGUGUAAUAAUAUGUGAGUGCGGUGGACAGCCGAGGCCGGGGCCUUCUGUUGUUUUGUGGCCUGGGCAGGGAAACGCUUCCUCUGCACCGGAUCAUCAGCGUUAAUCACGGCCCGGAGAUUACAGGGAGGCUCUGUGGACUCGGGUCGGGGGGGGGGAUAGAUGCCGUGUGGAGCCCCAGAGCCGGAGCAAAGUGUAUGGAUGAAUGCACUGCCCCUCAUGUGACAGAUCUGACUGAGGCUCAUCAGGAGGACGGGGGCGCCCCCUCCAUCAUGAGGGACUUCUAGGGCCAAACACUGUUCAUUCACAGAGGGGGGGCGCGGGUUGUUUCCUGCUCACUAUCUUGAUUCGUCAGGGUUCCUCGAUGCUCUGUUUCAUGAUACGAGCCCCGGGCUGCAGCAGCCUGAUGGUGAGCAGGCAGGGACAUUAAUUUAGAGGAAGUGGGUCAGAUCCUUGUUGGUAUUAUGAUAAGGAGGGACUCCCCGCAGGCCCACAGGAGCUGUUGUUGGAGCAUUUAAAGGCCAGACCUGAUUGCUACAUGUUCCUGUAGUGGCCGUGUUGCAGCCUGGUAGCCAUUAUCAUCACUUUGGACGCUUUCUGCAUCAUUUUAUGGCUCUUUGCGGCACAGCAGCUACAAAUGUUACAAAAAUGAUGGCUGCUUACAACGGAGGCUCCUCAGCAGUGGCUGCCCAUCAUCCGCAUCACCACCACCAGCUGCAGCACCUCCCGCCCCCCCACAUGCACCACCACCACGCGGGCCAGCAUCACCUGCAGCAUCCUGGUUCCGCCGCCGCCGUCCACACGGUCCAACAGCACGGCUCCACGGCGGCUGCUGCUGCUGCGGCGGCGGUGAUGCUGAACCCCGGCCAGCAGCAGCCCUACUUCCCCUCUCCGGCCCCCGGUCAAGCCCCAGGGCCGGCGGCGGCUGCGGCUCCCGCACAGGUUCAAGCGGCUGCUGUUGUCAAAGCUCAUCAGCACCAUCAGCACCAUCAGCAGCACCAGCAGCAGCAGCAGCAGCACCUCCAGCAGCAGCUCGACAUAGAGCCCGACAGACCCAUCGGAUAUGGAGCGUUUGGGGUCGUCUGGUCCGUGACGGAUCCCAGGGACGGGAAGCGGGUCGCCCUCAAAAAGAUGCCCAAUGUCUUCCAGAACCUCGUUUCCUGUAAGAGGGUUUUCCGGGAGCUGAAGAUGCUGUGCUUCUUCAAACAUGAAAAUGUGCUCUCUGCUCUGGACAUGCUGCAGCCUCCACACAUCGACUACUUUGAAGAAAUCUAUGUGGUAACUGAACUGAUGCAAAGUGACCUCCAUAAGAUCAUCGUCUCACCGCAGCCUCUGAGCGCAGACCACGCCAAAGUUUUCCUCUACCAGAUCCUACGAGGGCUGAAAUAUCUUCACUCUGCUGGCAUCCUUCACCGAGACAUCAAACCUGGCAACCUCCUGGUCAACAGCAACUGUGUGCUCAAGAUCUGUGACUUCGGCCUGGCCCGGGUGGAGGAGACAGACGAGUCACGCCACAUGACUCAGGAAGUGGUGACACAGUACUACCGCGCUCCGGAGAUCCUCAUGGGGAGCCGACACUACUCCAACUCCAUCGACAUCUGGUCUGUGGGCUGCAUCUUCGCUGAGCUGCUGGGCCGACGGAUCCUCUUCCAGGCCCAGAGCCCGAUCCAGCAGCUGGAUUUAAUCACAGACCUGUUAGGGACGCCGUCUCUGGAGGCAAUGAGGACGGCGUGUGAAGGAGCUCGCACUCACAUCCUCAGAGGGCCUCACAAACAGCCGUCACUUCCUGUUCUCUACACUCUGUCGAGCCAGGCGACCCAUGAAGCGGUCCACCUCCUCUGCAGGAUGCUGGUGUUUGAUCCGUCGAAGCGGAUUUCAGCGAAGGACGCCCUGGCUCACCCGUACCUGGACGAAGGUCGCCUGAGAUACCACACCUGCAUGUGCAAAUGCUGCUACACCACGGCGUCCGGCCGCGUUUAUACCAGUGACUUCGAGCCCGUGACCAACCCCAAGUUUGAUGACGGCUUCGAGAAGAACCUGAGCUCUGUGAGGCAGGUCAAAGAGAUCAUCCAUCAGUUCAUUCUGGAGCAGCAGAAGGGGAGUCGAGUGCCUCUCUGCAUCAACCCUCAGUCAGCUGCUUUCAAAAGCUUCAUCAGCUCCACAGUGGCUCAGCCAUCUGAGAUGCCUCCGUCUCCCCUGGUGUGGGAAUAACCUCUGCUGUGCGCCAUCAGCGUCUCUCCUGACAGGCUGCUAAACUGGGAUCAAGAGCGUCUGGUGGCGUCUGCGUAGCAUUUCACUGGAGAGCAGGACUCGCCUGCAGGUCUUCUGAGACUCACCUGCAGGUCUACUGAAACAACACGACUCACCUGCACAUCUACUGAAACAACUCAACUCACCUGCAGGUCCGCCGAGACUCAUCUGCAGGUCUGCCGAGACUCAUCUGCAGGUCUUUGGCGGAGGGUGGGACUUAAACUCUGUAGACCAAAUCAGAAUGUUUUAAACGAACCCAUCUGAUCACUUAGAGGUUUUACUGUUAGUGCAUCUUAAUGAAGUAUGUUUCUGUUGAUAUAAAUAUAUAUUAAUACAAAUUUAAAAAGAUAUUUAUUUAAAAAUGACCACUUGUUAUGAUAAGAGAUGUUCCAACACCAAAACCAGCCUGGAGCCUGAACCUCCGGGUCAAAGAUCAGAGAGAACAAGAGUCUAUGCACCAAUCAGAGACCAUCGUUUAUUAACACAGAGUUUAAUCGACUGGCUUCUCUGGAAUUCAGUUCUUCUUGCACACAAUGAGCUGCUCUGUGCUGCCUCCAUUGUGGCGCCUUUCUGCAACUACAGUUUCCACUAGAGUCAGAGUAACAGACCGGAAACUGUCGUCAGGUCAGCAUUCACCUGAUGUGAACAAACGAGAGAGCAGUGCUUACAGGAAACAAAAGAAACAGACACUUUUUAAAAGGUUUCAUUGUUCGUCCCACAGGACACAGCAGGUCUGAGGGGCUGCAAGCUGAGCUGCUGCUGCUUAUGUGUAAGCUCUCUAGAAACUGAGCGGGAGAGAGAGAGAGAGAGAGAGCGGGCUAGGCAUAGAGAGCGAGCGAGCAGGCUGUGUCUAACUGAUCCUCUGCACACGGUUAUUCAUUAGUGAUCUCAAAGAGAUGAUAAAUAAAAGUGUCCUACAGUUUCUUUCUAGGUUCAGAGCCGGAUUUUAAGUCAAUCUGGGUAUUGGAACAUCUCUGAUCACAAUCGGGCUGUUUGUGUUAUCUCGCCCACCCUCACCUGCACAGGUGAAUCAAAUCCAAAUUCUUCUUCAGACAAUCGAUUGUAAAUGUGUUUGGAGGCUUAAGGCAAUUGAGAAAUUCCCUCUGGUAAGACUUUGCACUUGAGCACAUUAAAACUUAAUUUAUAAAAUGAA
Molecule: messenger RNA, 3981 nt
Organism: Labrus mixtus (cuckoo wrasse)
Lineage: Eukaryota; Metazoa; Chordata; Actinopteri; Labriformes; Labridae
Gene: nlk2
Product: nemo-like kinase, type 2
Exons: 11
Coding region: 1188-2789 (533 amino acids)
Biological process (GO): intracellular signal transduction; protein phosphorylation
Cellular component (GO): nucleus; cytoplasm
Molecular function (GO): MAP kinase activity; ATP binding
Source: RefSeq, a predicted model, not a curated record